This is a messenger RNA of Cetraspora pellucida, 132 nucleotides long. The record is from the annotation of a GenBank genome assembly. NCBI's taxonomy places the organism in Eukaryota, Fungi, Glomeromycota, Glomeromycetes, Diversisporales, Gigasporaceae.
GAUUGUAAUAUUGGUGAUAAAGAAACGAAAAUAUUGUCGGAGGCACUUUAUGAGAAUACAACUUUAUCUACCCUAUGUCUUCACGAAAAUAGAAUAGGCAAGUACGGAGUAGAAGAACUUGUAAAGUAUUAG